Morchella importuna is the source of this 207-nucleotide messenger RNA. RefSeq lists its product as uncharacterized. The record is from RefSeq and is a predicted model, not a curated record. Gene Ontology annotation, biological process: translation; maturation of SSU-rRNA; ribosomal small subunit assembly. The transcript is spliced from 2 exons. NCBI's taxonomy places the organism in Eukaryota, Fungi, Ascomycota, Pezizomycetes, Pezizales, Morchellaceae. Gene Ontology annotation, cellular component: ribosome; cytosolic small ribosomal subunit. Gene Ontology annotation, molecular function: structural constituent of ribosome. Bases 1 to 207 code for a protein of 68 amino acids.
AUGGAUUCCGGAAAGGCUGCCGUUAAGCUCGUCAAGGUCGUCAAGGUCCUCGGGCGCACUGGAUCCCGUGGAGGCGUUACCCAGGUCCGCGUCGAGUUUAUGGAUGACACCACCCGUUCCAUCAUCCGUAACGUCAAGGGCCCCGUCCGUGAGAACGACAUUCUCUGCCUCCUCGAGUCCGAGCGUGAGGCCAGGAGACUGAGAUAA